Messenger RNA from Pangasianodon hypophthalmus (striped catfish), 1679 nucleotides. Its product is annotated as PTB domain-containing engulfment adapter protein 1. The transcript is spliced from 9 exons. Bases 382 to 987 code for a protein of 201 amino acids. NCBI's taxonomy places the organism in Eukaryota, Metazoa, Chordata, Actinopteri, Siluriformes, Pangasiidae. The record is from RefSeq and is a predicted model, not a curated record.
AUUUUCAAUUUUGGAUCAUUUACUUUAAUUUUUCUGCUAAGAUUUUAGAAGUUGCAGGAUUCAGACCACGUACUCUUUUAAAAGCCCCUUUUACAAACGGAUAUAAUUUAAAUGCCCCCUCAGCUCUCCUCAGACUCAGUGUUUCUUUCAGGACGCGUGUGCUAGUGUUUAUUAUCUGAGGUACAGAUGAUAAGCAGCAGUAAACAUGAUCAGAGCUGAUAAUCACCCAGAGACGCUGCAAUAAGGAACCACAGUGUUCAGUUAGUGAUUAACUUCAGACUAUAAAGCUGAGAGAACAUCAGGGUGAGGACGAGUUCUUCACCACCUUCACACUGAGAAAGUCGUGUUUUUGUCUCUCUGUGUUGGACUGCGAGAGCGGCGAUGAGUGACAGUGAAAACGACAGUGAAAUUUCCUUCUCUGUUAAAUUCCUCGGCCGUCUCGAGGUGGUGCGUCCAGUCGGGAUGGAGAUUCUGAUGGAGGCUGCAGAAGCACUUCAGAUGGAGAAGAAGAAAAAGAGUAAAGUUCAUCUGUUUCUCUCCAGAAGUUCCAUCGACAUCCUGGAACAUAAGACUAAAUUCAUGCUGUACUCCUGCACUCUCUCGUCCGUGUCUUUCUGCGCUGUUCAUCAGUUUCAGCCCAAACUGUUCGGCUUCAUGGCGAAACACCCAGCUCUCGACUCACACCACUGCUACGUCUUCCAGAGCUCAAAGUUUUCUCACCUGCUGGUGUCGGUGAUUGGAGACGCGUUCCAGGCCAGCAGAAGCUCGGACAGCGUGAGGGGAAGUCGUGAUCUGGUGGUGGAGGCCCUCAGACACAAGAAUAAAGUCCUGCAAAGGGAGAAUGCAGAACUAAGGAAGAAACUGCAGGAGAAAGGAGGAAUGGACAACAAUGAAGAGGAAACUGAUCACUCUGAUACAGAGCAACCCACAUCACAAGUGAGAUUCAGCUCAAGCAGUGACACGGUUGCUUUGCUGAGGAGCUUCUAAGUGUGUGUGUGUGUGUGUGUGUGUGUGUGUGUGUGUGUGUGUCUGUGGUCAAAAGGAGAAGCCCCUCUGCAAUAAUCAGAACACAGUGAUAAACACACAGUAAUUACAGUGUGUGAUAAAUUAUUAUAUAUUAUUAUUUAAACUUUAAAUAAAUAACAUGAAUGUAAUUUUACACUCAUCACCACCGUAAUUACACUGUGUGUGUGUGUGUGUGUGUAUGUGUGUGUGUUCUGUCUGAUGAUUUAGUAAAUAUUUCUUUUUACAUUGUUUGUACUAGAACUGUUGAUUUAUUUUGAUCUAUAGUGUAAGCAUUUAUAAAAAUGAUGGAUUAUAAACAGAACUUUAUUCUGAUUGUACAGAAUACAUUUUCUUAUACAACCGGAAUAAAACCUGGAAGUUCUAGAAAAUAUAAGUUUGAUGAAACGUAUUAAGCUGUAAAAUGAGUGAAAACUGUGCAAUAAUUUUGAAGACUGUGUUCACGAAAUGCAUUUACAGUUCAGUUCACUUUCAGUACUGAGGUGAAGAAGUGUGUGAGGAGUGAAGAGUGAAAAAAACUGUAAUGAUGAAUGAUAAUGCUUAGCUCAUAAUUAUAAUGACAGUUUUUAUUUUUGUCUUGUAUUUUAAUUUUUCAUUAAACUUCCUCAUUUUGUCAUCAUUCUCUCAAGAAUAGAAAUAAACAGAAAUGAAAAUGA